Acaulospora morrowiae is the source of this 375-nucleotide messenger RNA. NCBI's taxonomy places the organism in Eukaryota, Fungi, Glomeromycota, Glomeromycetes, Diversisporales, Acaulosporaceae. The record is from the annotation of a GenBank genome assembly.
AUGAGACAUGUCCCGUUUUAUACGCCAAGAUUUCACAGUAGUCAAGAUGUCUGUGGAAAGGAAAAACGCGUUGCAAUCUGGUUCUUAGAUUUAGUAAAAAGGAAAAAUGAACAACAAUGGCAUUUUUCGAAUUAUUCUGAUACACAUUUUUUUCAAACGACCAUAAACGGAAUAACGUCAAGCCGACUUUACGCGAGUACGCUUACUACAUUGAUCGCCUUGCUGUUAAUGAUAAUGUCGUUGGUAAACUGGUCAUUUAAUGGCGAUAAUAACCACCACAAUGGCGGUUACUUUGACAAUGAUGAUUAUGUUCCUAAUGAUUGUUUUUCUGAUAAUAACGAUUGUUCAAAGCAAAGGAAGAGUCCUUCGAAAUAG